AUGGCUGUCCACUACAACACCGACACAAGGGAGCCGUACCUGCGCCUGGCAGACCCUUUUUCCAAUAUCAUCAUCACACCCCACCGUCUGAAUCAACUACAGCAAACCAUCGAAGCCAAAGUCCCGCUUCUCAAUGACCCGAGGAUCUACCUCAAUCUCUCCGGCCCUCCAUAUCCCUUUCUCCCCGAGCACGAAGAGGAAUAUGUGAAAAUGAAAUGCGAAGCUGGAGAGCCCGUUCUCAAUGCUCUGCGCGUGGAAUUCGAAACCUUGGUCAAAGAGCAGCAAUUUUUUGACAUCUGUCCCUUCAAUGUGAUCCGUGAAGUUACCGAGCAGGACCCUCAUACCGGACACCCUUUGAAGGAUUUCUUGAUCGGCGAUGUUGGGGUCAAUCGGUAUAUGUUUUAUGAGCAUAAACAUGGCAGUGAGGAACGAGCCCAGGCGCAGCGAUUGAAUGAGGAACUACCUGCUGGGGAUGAGCGGAUUGUUUGGGGAAUAGGCGACUUCCUGGCUCCUUCUCAUCACGGCCGGGGGAUCAUGACGCAGGCAAUACGAACGGUUCUCCACGAUUGGGGGUUGCCGCGUAUGAAUAUCAAGCUCCUCAAGUCUGCUGCUUUUGAGGAGAACAAAGGCAGUGUCAGGGUCUUCGAGAAAAAUAACUUUGAGGUGGUCUGCACGUUAAAAGAUUGGGAGCCAGUCUCUGAGAGCCGAGGUGGAGGAACGAAGUCGCUGGUGCUCGCUACUUGGAAAGGCGUGUAA
Molecule: messenger RNA, 756 nt
Organism: Penicillium macrosclerotiorum
Lineage: Eukaryota; Fungi; Ascomycota; Eurotiomycetes; Eurotiales; Aspergillaceae
Product: GNAT family N-acetyltransferase
Exons: 2
Coding region: 1-756 (251 amino acids)
Molecular function (GO): acyltransferase activity, transferring groups other than amino-acyl groups
Source: RefSeq, a predicted model, not a curated record